CUUACCUCCUACUAUAAAAAGUAAAUGAUCUUUUUGUAUAAGAUAUACGUAUAUGAGUAAAAUAAAUAUUAAAAAACAAACCCUUUAUUAUUGAUUAGGACCUUCGGACCUCUUUAAGGAUUUUGUAAGGGAUGAAAGCUUGUGAUAAGGACCCUUUAACCUCUUUAAUGAUUUAGCAAGGGUUGAAAGUUUGUGAUUGACCUCUAUUAACAGUUGGAGCCACGAAGUUGAUUAUAAAAAAUAUGCUUGACAGCGAGGUCUAGAUCAUCCACCUCGAGUCGAUGAUCCCAAAACUAAACUAAACAAACUCAUUUGCAGGCUUAGUCGAGAAUUAAACUAAAGAAAAUAAUUAAACCAGAGAAACUCAUUUGCAGGCUUAGUGGAGAAUUAAACUAAAGAAAAUAAUUAAACUAGAGAAACUCAUUUGCAGGCUUAGUGGAGAAUUAAACUAAAGAAAAUAAUUAAACUAAAGAAACUCAUUUGCAGGCUUAGUGGAGAAUUAAACUAAAGAAAAUCAUUUGCAGGCUUCCUGGAGAAUUGCCUUAUGAUCCUGUCGCACUCCUCUUCCAGCAAGAAAAGUAGAGAGAGAGAGAGAGAGAUCAUUUUCCGGCUCCUCUACCAACAAAAGAAAAGUAGACAGAGAUGACGAGGGAAGAGACUGUGUGUGUGACCGGAGGUAUCGGGUUCAUUGGGUCAACCCUCGUUCGCCUCCUUCUCGACCGAGGCUAUACUGUUCGAGCCACUGUACAAGACCUCAAAAACGAAAAGGAAACGAAGCACCUGCAAGGAUUAGAAGGUGCGGAAAGCAGGCUGAGCCUCUUCCAAGUGGACCUUCUCAACUAUGACUCUCUCUUUGCCGCCAUUGACGGCGCCGUCGGUGUCUUCCAUCUCGCUUCCCCCUGCAUUGUGGAUCAAAUCCGCGACCCCAAGAGGGAGCUUCUGGAGCCUGCAGUGGAGGGCACGCUUAAUGCCCUUCGGGCAUGUAAGGCAGCAGGAGUUAAGCGAGUGGUGGUCACAUCCUCCAACUGUGCAAUCGUCCCCAGCCCUAAUUAUCCUGAUGAUGCCAUCAAAAAUGAGGAUUGCUGGACCGAUCUCGACUACUGCAAGCAAAAUGGGAUCUGGUAUCCAGCUUCAAAAACAUUGGCUGAGAAGGCAGCGUGGGAUUUUGCAAAGGAGGAGGGGUUGGAUGUGGUGGUCAUAAAUCCAGGAGCAGUGUUUGGCCCAAUUUUACCACCCACCAUCGAUGCUAGCUUGACCAUGCUCCUUCGCCUCCUUCAAGGUUGUACCGAAGGUUAUAAAGAUCUUUUUAUGGGUGCUGUACAUGUUAAUGAUGUGGCAUUAGGGCAUAUCCUGUUAUAUGAGAAUCCAUCAGCUUCAGGAAGGAACUUGUGUAUUGAGUCCAUUUGUCACUGGAGUGACUUUGCUGUUGCAGUUGCUAAACUCUACCCAGGAUACAAAGUGCCUAGGUUCACGGAAGUUACUCAAUUUGGGUUCUUGAGGGCACAAAAACCAUCAAAAAAGCUGAUUGACUUGGGCCUCAACUUCAUCCCAAUGGAGGAGAUAAUUAAGGAUGCAGUGUCUAGUUUACAAGACAAAGGAUACCUGUCUUGAAGAGGUUCUUGUGGUAAAACGCUCCCAGAUAUGGCCCUUAAUAUCAUUAGAGGUUGUUUAAUUAGAAGUUGGAACAGUGUCUUCAUGUCUCUGUUUGUAGUUGUCCUUUCCUUAUAACUUGUUCCGAUAGCCCAAGGGGACAGUAGAAACCAAUUGAAAUGGGUCGAUGACGACUGUUAAACCCAAGUGAACUCCUUUCUUGAAGGAAACAUGUGUAUGUAAUU
Molecule: messenger RNA, 1835 nt
Organism: Amborella trichopoda
Lineage: Eukaryota; Viridiplantae; Streptophyta; Magnoliopsida; Amborellales; Amborellaceae
Product: cinnamoyl-CoA reductase 1
Molecular function (GO): oxidoreductase activity, acting on the CH-OH group of donors, NAD or NADP as acceptor
Source: RefSeq, a predicted model, not a curated record